CGCCUGCGCGACGAGACAGCUGAUUUUGCUUGCUGUUUCUCCGUCCUUGGAGCGAUCAUGGCCGGGCGGGGGAAACUGAUCGCCGUGCUGGGCGACGAAGACACGGUGACCGGUUUUCUGCUGGGCGGCGUGGGCGAGCUGGACAAGCACCGGCGCCCGAACUUCCUGGUGGUGGAGAAAGAAACGGCGCUGACCGAGAUCGAGGAGGUUUUUCGGAGCUUCCUGGCCCGCGAGGACAUCGGCAUCGUCCUCAUCAACCAGUUCAUCGCGGAGAUGAUCCGCCACGUCAUUGACGCGCACAACAAGUCCCUGCCGGCCGUGCUGGAGAUCCCCUCCAAGGAGCACCCUUACGACGCCUCCAAAGACUCCAUCCUACGCCGCGCCAGGGGCAUGUUCACCGCUGAAGACUUGCGAUAGGCGGGCCAGGAGAGCCCACUCCCUUCCCGGGCCGGCUUCUGCUUCGCGGUGGUCCUCCUUUCUUGGCCCCUUCCUCUCCUUGUGUUGCCUUGUGGUCUUUCACCUUCUGCUCCUCGUCAUGCGGAAGAAGGAAUCUUCGUUGGAGACGAACUCUUUGGUCUUUUUGAGCAUCCAGGCUGCUCUUCACCCCACCCUGUUGACCUCAUGGGAGUCAGGAACCCGGAAGUUCUAAGCGUGGCUGGCUGGGGAAUUCUGGGAGUUGAAGUCCACAGGUCUUCAAGUGGCCAAGGUUGAGAGUGAAGUUCCACAAUCCAAUUCAGUAUUUCUCAGCCGCUUUAAGACGGGUGGAAUUCAACGCUGGUGGUUUGGUGUCCACUUCCCCUUCAUCUGGGACUCUUGGGAGAAGACCCCAAUCUUCUUCCCAGGACCUAGGCUGGGUUCCUGAUUUUCUCUGAGGUCGGAAUUGGCCUGGUUGCCAUUCCAUGUCCCUUGUUCUUCAUGACCAGUUAUGGUCCUCACCACAGAUCUACUUUGGCCCAAGUCCUCUGCUGCUUCUCCCUGUCCUCCUCCUCCUUCUUGCUAUUUAAACCCUUUCCUUGAGGAUGGAACCCCCAAAAUGGGUUUGAUGUUAAGAUGGGAUAUCCUGACUUGUUGCUUGCAAGAAGCUAGUUUGUUUAUCUUUCUCCUACAGUGCAAUAGCCCAGGGGUCUCCAACCGUACCAACUUUAAGACUUGUGGACUUCAACGCUCAGAGUUCCUGAGAGCAAAGCUGGCUGAGGAACUCUGGGAGUUGAAGUCCACAAGUCUUAAAGUUGCCAAGGUUGGAGACCCCUGCAAUAGCCAAACAUCUCCCCUCCCUGAGAUAUUGCAACCCAGAUGAAAAAUUUUCCUAAUUUUUGCCUUCCCUCAAAAAGGAAUUCUGCUUCCGAUGGCCAAGACGUCCCCUUGACCGUUGGUUGUCUAGAAGGAAGUUCUGCUCCGAUGAACCAUUUUGAGUCUUCUUCAGCCUAGAGCCAGGUUUCCCAGCCUUGGCUGUUUGAAGAUGUGGUGUGGACUUCAACUCCCAGAAUUCCUCAGCCAGCAGGGUUCUAAGCACGGCUGGGUGGGGAAUUCUGGGAGUUGGUCCAUACAUUUUCAAGUGGCCAAGGUUGGUUCCACCAUCCAAUUCAUAAUGUCACAAACUUAGCCGCUUUAACCUGCGUGGACUUCAAUUCCCAGAAUUCCCUAGGCAGCAUCGUUCUAAGCAUGGCUGGCUGGGGAAUUCUGGGAGUUGAAGUCCAUCCAUCGUAAAGCUGCCAAAACUGAGAAUGACGUUCCACCAUCCUAUUCAAUGUGUCUCAUCUUCAGCCACUUCAAGACGUGUGGACGUCAACUCCCAGAAUCCCCUGGUUCUAAACAAGGCUGGCUGGGGAAUUCUGGGCGUUGAAGUCCCCGCAUCUUAAAGUGGCUAAAUUGAAAAACCCUGGCCUAGUGGCUUCCCACGAUCCAUCGGAAGUGGUGGUGUUUGGGGUCUAGGCCCCCCAACUGGGAAAGUCUGAUCCCCUUUUCUCCCCUACCCUGCCUACAAAGUGAUUAUCUAAUAGCAGUUGCAAUUCCCCUGGUGUCUCGGAAGCAACCAUGCCUGUUAAACCAAAACCCGACUGGAUGGAAGGAAUUAAUAAAACUGAUUUCUGUUUAA
Messenger RNA from Ahaetulla prasina, 2095 nucleotides. It is a transcript of the gene ATP6V1F, whose product is annotated as ATPase H+ transporting V1 subunit F. The transcript is spliced from 2 exons. Gene Ontology annotation, cellular component: membrane; proton-transporting V-type ATPase, V1 domain. Gene Ontology annotation, molecular function: proton-transporting ATPase activity, rotational mechanism. NCBI's taxonomy places the organism in Eukaryota, Metazoa, Chordata, Lepidosauria, Squamata, Colubridae. The record is from RefSeq and is a predicted model, not a curated record. The coding region runs from base 58 to 417 and encodes 119 amino acids. Gene Ontology annotation, biological process: proton transmembrane transport.